AGAGAGGCUAAAGAGGAAAAGGAUACAAAAGAGGCUUUAAUGAGCACUAAUAAAGAGCCCCUUUCGAGACAAAUUGCAAACUUUCAGACAACUUUCGCUCUGAGAGUUCUUUCGGGAGAUACAAAUGGAUUGACAAUUGGAAAUACAAUACAGUAUAGACUGGACGUGUCUUUGCCCCGAACCAGUGGUCUCGACCUUUUGCUCGAGUUAUACACAAAAGAUAUUCUUAAUGAGGACUACUCUCCGGCCCUUUCUUUGUAUAACAUAACGGUCAGCAAUAAAGUGGCCGGAAUUGGCUUCUUGACCAAUGGUGCGCCCCCUAAGCCUAAGUUGCAUCUCAACCAAAUCAACAACAAUGUGUACGACAGAAUUGCACUGGACUUCGGCACAGUUGCCAACAACGGCGCCGACGGCAACAAAAUGUCGGUAUUCUUUUCGGUAGCUUUGGUCAGGAAAAGCAAUAUGACUGCUGGCAGUAAACACUUCGUUACGGUCGGCGCUGAGUAUAAUCAGGGGUCUUAUGUAUGGGUCGGUGUCUCGCAAGUGACCGCAGAGACAAUACCAGCGGCUGAAGACCAAAAAUUAGCAGAUGUUAAUGUAAAAGGCGUUCCGACGAUAGCACUCGACAGUGCGCUCACAUUUACCGCCGAAGCCUUAUUGGAGUUUCGUUCAGACAAUAUAAUACUGGAGAUGUGGGGGCCGUCGCACGCGUAUGAGCCCAACAACGUUAUAGCGAUGGGACAAAUCGGUGUGAAUGAGUUUGGCUUAAACUACCAGUCGGUGCCAAAUCAACCGCAACACUAUCUCACUAAACGGAUUGAAAGCCAAUCGAGGCUUUCGUAUCAAAAAGCAAUUCUUGAUAUGGGGCUCAUCACCAAUACGGGCGAAAAGGUAGGCAAACCCUCGGCUGACAGUAAUAACAAACUGGUCUUUACGCUCACUGUUUACGCGACCAAUAAUAAAGAAAAUGUUGGCAAAGAAGUGCCCAUUAAUAUGCAAAUAACUAUUGGAAACAAUACGGUUUGGAAACAGACUUUUGAUGUAAAAGUUACCGAAAGAAAGCUCGAGAAAUCUGUGGCACGAAUGUUGGUCUCAAAUGCAAAUUACUAUCCAUUAAUGGGAUAUCAGGGAAAUCUAAUAACACUCACAUUAAAUACUGAAUUCAGUGAAUCCAAUACUUUCACUGACUUUUCAGUGGUGGUCGAAGUGCCGACCGCUAGAAAACUGGCACUUCUGGAGCCCUGUUCUGCCAGACUUGUCAAAGAAGAGACCGGUAUUAACAUCCCUUACGUCGACUCCAGACAAAUAGAGCCCACACUUGAAGGCAAUCAAUAUAUUUUCAAUUUCGGGAGAAUUCAACUCAUAAAACAACGCUCGCCGUCGAAGAAGAAUGAGAACACUUUAGUCACACAAAUCAUCCUUAAGAUCGCCUUUCAUGAAGAAAACAUUGAAGGCAAAGCCUUAUCGGCAAACGUUAAGACAAUUAGUGGCGUAAAAUCAAUUAAAGUAAAGUCAGAGGANUAA
Messenger RNA from Medioppia subpectinata, 1524 nucleotides. Lineage: Eukaryota; Metazoa; Arthropoda; Arachnida; Sarcoptiformes; Oppiidae. The record is from the annotation of a GenBank genome assembly.